This is a messenger RNA of Striga hermonthica, 1149 nucleotides long. The record is from the annotation of a GenBank genome assembly. Lineage: Eukaryota; Viridiplantae; Streptophyta; Magnoliopsida; Lamiales; Orobanchaceae.
AUGCCUCCCACUGAAAAAGACUCCGAUCUCAGGAUAUCAUCCCCUAAUCCAGCCACUGCACGUACGAGCGAGAAUGUGUUUGCGAAUCUCAACAACUUGGAGCACUGUGCUAAGUAUUUGAACAAUACCCUCGUCACAUUUGGCUUCCCUGCUUCCCUCGAUCUCUUUGCAAAUGAUCCAGUUUCUGUAGCACGAACUUGCAAUUGUAUAUACGCCUUGUUGCAGCAGAGGCAGAGGGAUGUCGAAUUCAGGGAGUCGGCCAACGAGCAGAGGCAACGACUCUUAUCAGACAUUUCAAGGUUGGAAGCCAGAAUCGAGAGACUCGAAUCACAAUUAUCUGGCAAAGAUAGGGAGAUAGCUUCAAUGACUAGAGCGGAAGCUAAAGCUACAGCAGCUUUCAAAGCCCAAAUCGAUAAGUUGCAGCAGGAGAGAGAUGAAUUUCAGAAGAUGGUCCUGGGUAAUCAGCAAGUCAGAACUCAGCAGAUUCAUGAGAUGAAGAAGAAGGAAAAGGAGUAUAUUAAGUUGCAGGAGAAACUUAAUCAAGUAGUAAAUGAGAAGAAGAAGGAAUCUAGAUCAGGCAUGGAAAUUAUGAAUUUGCUACAGAAAGAAGGCCGGCAAAGGGGGACAUGGAAUGCAAAGAAGGCUGAUACUGAUUUCUACAAAAAGAUUGUGGAUGCUUAUGAGGCCAAGAAUCAAGAAUUGGUUGCAGAGAAUGCCGAUUUGAGAGCAUUACUACGUUCGAUGCAGGUUGAUAUGCGUGAGUUCUUAAAUGCUCCAAACAGGAAGAAGUCUUCUCCUAACAAUGACAGGCCAGAUGCUGACCUGUCACAGUCCCCCUUGGGUGGAAGGACGGACAUGUUUGAUCUACCUCUUCACAUGGCCAGAGACCAAAUUGAAGAAAGCCUUAGGACAAAGAUGGCUUCAAUAAAGGAGCGCAUGGUUCAACUACAAGAUGCACAAAAGGAUGCAGAGGUCACUUCUGAAGUUACUGAAAGAGAACUAGAGCUGGAAGCACAGCUUGUUGAGGCAAGAAGCAUAAUUCAAGAGCAGGCAUCAAUAAUGUCUAAACACAUAUCUAAGUCCGAGAAGCCUAGGAGAUUAAGUGGAAAUUUCAAUUCUGACAGGAGCUCGAUAUUGUCAUCGCCAUGA